AUGGGAGCGAGCCGAGGAUGGAGGAGCCAUGGGGAUGGGAGCGAGCCAGAGGAGAUGGAGCGAGCCGAGGAGGAUGGCGAGCCGAGGAGGAUGAGGAGGAGGAUGGGAGCGAGCCGAGGAGGAUGGGAGCGAGCCCGAGGAGGAUGGGAGCGAGCCGAGGAGGAUGGGAGCGAGCACGAGGAGGAUGGGAGGAGCGGCCGGGAGGAUGGGAGCGAGCCGAGAUGGAGCGACGGGAGGAUGGAGCGAGCCGAGGAGGAUGGGAGCGAGCCCGAGGAGGAUGGGAGCGAGCCCGAGGAGGAUGGGAGCGAGCCAGGAGGAUGGGAGCGAGCCCGAGGAGGAUGGGAGCGAGCCAGAGGAGGAUGGGAGCGAGCCUGA
Messenger RNA from Knipowitschia caucasica, 375 nucleotides. The record is from the annotation of a GenBank genome assembly. Lineage: Eukaryota; Metazoa; Chordata; Actinopteri; Gobiiformes; Gobiidae.